AUGCGCCUUGCACAUCUCCCCCGCGGCCUCACCACCCUAGGCUUGGUGGCGGCCGGCCUCUUCCCGGCUGUCUUGGCCGACACAUCCAAGGUCCAGACCCUCGCUGUCGACGGCACUUCCUUUGCCCUCAACGGCGAGGGCGUAUCGUACCGGUUCCACGUCGACAACACAACCGGCGACCUCCUGGGCGACCACUUUGGCGGCCUCGUCCCCGAGAACGGGCUCAUGCAGCCCGUCGGUCCCGUCCAGGGCUGGGUCAACGUGAUUGGGCGGCAGCAGCGCGAGUAUCCGGACCUGGGUCGCGGCGACUUUCGCACGCCCGCGUUUCAGAUCCAGCAGGCGUCGGGCACGACGGUGAGCGAGUUGAAAUACCAGUCGCACGAGACGGUCAACGGCAAGCCCGCGCUCAAGGGCCUGCCGUCGACGUUUGGGAGCGACGACGACGUGUCGACGGUCGUGGUGCACAUGUAUGACAACUACAGCGCCGUCGCGGUGGACCUCAUGUACAGCAUCUUUCCCAAGUACGAUGCUGUUGUACGCAGCGUUAAACUGACCAACAAGGGUGCGUCGCCGCGUGGAAUACGGCUCGCAGGGAUUCGCUAG
Akanthomyces muscarius is the source of this 603-nucleotide messenger RNA. RefSeq lists its product as uncharacterized. Bases 1 to 603 code for a protein of 200 amino acids. Lineage: Eukaryota; Fungi; Ascomycota; Sordariomycetes; Hypocreales; Cordycipitaceae. The record is from RefSeq and is a predicted model, not a curated record. The transcript has 4 exons.